Dissoconium aciculare CBS 342.82 is the source of this 633-nucleotide messenger RNA. RefSeq lists its product as uncharacterized. The record is from RefSeq and is a predicted model, not a curated record. The coding region runs from base 1 to 633 and encodes 210 amino acids. Gene Ontology annotation, biological process: exon-exon junction complex disassembly. The transcript has a single exon. NCBI's taxonomy places the organism in Eukaryota, Fungi, Ascomycota, Dothideomycetes, Mycosphaerellales, Dissoconiaceae. Gene Ontology annotation, molecular function: RNA binding. Gene Ontology annotation, cellular component: cytoplasm; exon-exon junction complex.
AUGACGACUCCAAUUUCACCGGACACUGCGGCACCGUCUCGAUCAGGGAUACGAAGGUUGCAGGAUGGCAAUUCUAUAAUCCCUGCCUCGAUACGCCCGGACGGCUCUGUUCGUAAAGAGAUUCGCGUGAAGGCAGGUUACAGACCACCUGAAGAUGUAGAAGUCUACAAGAAUCGAACCGCACAUGCGUGGAAGAAUAGAGACGCCGGUGUGCCUGGUGCAGAGGAUGCCCACAACGACUCUUCUGCGAGCCAAACCGCCGCGGCGACUGCCUCUGCUGCCAAAAAUGCGAAACGGAGGGAAGCUCGAAAACGAGCAGCUGCAACGUCGACAGAGAAUACGCCUGGCGUACCCGCUGGACUGGAGACCGAAAAAGGAGUGAAGACUUAUGAUCCCAAUGUGGCGUCAUCAUCGGAAGCUCAGCCAAAGGACGACCCCGAAAGUGAGCGACUCAAGGAGGCCCGCAAGCUAGCCAAGAAACUCCGACAAGCGCGAGAUCUCAAAUCUAAAAAGGAUGAAGGUAACAGCUUAUUACCUGAGCAAAUUCAUAAGGUUAUCAAAAUCAACGAGCUUCUUCGCCAAUUGGAUCAACUUGGCUUCGAUGAAAAUGGCGAUGCCAAACCUAGCGAUUGA